Molecule: messenger RNA, 1861 nt
Organism: Poecilia latipinna (sailfin molly)
Lineage: Eukaryota; Metazoa; Chordata; Actinopteri; Cyprinodontiformes; Poeciliidae
Product: serine/threonine-protein kinase MRCK alpha-like
Exons: 5
Coding region: 1035-1550 (171 amino acids)
Biological process (GO): peptidyl-threonine phosphorylation; actomyosin structure organization
Cellular component (GO): actomyosin; cytoplasm; cytoskeleton
Molecular function (GO): protein serine/threonine kinase activity; ATP binding
Source: RefSeq, a predicted model, not a curated record
GACAGACUGACUGUGCAAAGACGGCAAGAAGCGACCGACACAGACCGGCGGGGGAGGCAGGCGGCGCAAAGGAAAGGAAAAGACGGGAGGGGGGAACAUUCAGGCAGUGUCCCGUAUUUGGAAUAACCAGGAUCAGAAUACAGUUAGUCUUUUUUUUUAAAGUUUUUUUUAUUUCUUUUUGACGUGAAACGAGUUUCUUUGUAACCUUCAACAGAAGAGCCGCAUUUUUUUUUUUUACCGACUGGACUGGAAACUCCCAAAGUAACUGCAGACAAACUAAGGAGACGUUUGGUUUCUGGACGAAGAAUGGGAUUUAAAGAACAUAUCUGCCAGCAGUGAGUUUGAGGCAAACGUGGGGAACGUAUCCCAGCAAGAAAGGAGGAAGAACUAUCGUAGAAAUAUUGGAAGUGUGUGCUUAUUGCGUGUCCUUUGGUGAGGGGCGGGGGGGGGAAAGCAGCGGGGGAAAGAUGGCAUUUAGAAGGGAAGAAAAGUAGCGUUAGCGUCAGUUCCCUGGCUAGCUCCGGAGCUAAGCUAGCAGCGGGCUGCUCACUAAGCCUGUGUCGCCCUUUCAUUCCUGGAGCAGAGGAGGGGCGCUGGGGCUCUCUGUAGCACUGCGGCUCUGCCGUUGCGUUUUAGGGCUCGCUGGAAGAAUGGAGAACCACAAAUAUCUGCCUCGGCACCAGCUCAGGGAAGACUGUUAAUUUUUUCUUUUUAAAAAGGGGGCACCAACUUGAUUAUAUACUGUUUCCCCCAACACUCAGAGGAGAAGAGCGGAGAGAGCUGCAGGAAUCCACCGGCCUGGGGCAGCCUGGGACUAGCCUGCUUGUUUUCUUAUGCACCCGGAGGGGAGUAGGUACAGGGGGGGUUAAAAAUGGAUGAGUCGUUCACAUAUCACCCACCUUAUGGAUACUGGAUCUGUACGGGGAGAUCAUGAAAGGGUCGGUUUUGCGAACGGAACGAGCUCUAUUGUGUCCGCAACACAAAGUUUGAAUAUUUUCAAGACAUCUUCAAGAAGCUAACAGGCCUGAAUAAACAUGUCGGGAGAGGUGCGUUUGAAGAAGCUGGAGAAGCUGCUCCUGGAUGGCCCAGCUCAGUCUAAUGGCCAGUGUCUGAGUGUGGAAACCCUGCUGGAUAUACUGGUGUGUCUGUACGACGAGUGCAACAACUCCCCCAUCAGAAGGGAGAAAAAUAUCCUGGAGUUUUUGGAUUGGGCCAAACCUUUCACUUCCAAAGUGAAGCAGAUGCGUCUGCACAAGGAAGACUUUGAGAUCCUGAAGGUUAUUGGAAGAGGAGCGUUCGGCGAGGUCGCGGUGGUAAAAGUGAGAAACACGGAUAAGGUCUUCGCUAUGAAGAUUCUCAACAAGUGGGAAAUGCUCAAGCGAGCAGAGACGGCGUGCUUUCGAGAGGAGCGGGACGUGUUGGUGAACGGAGACAGCCAGUGGAUCACCACCCUGCACUACGCCUUCCAGGACGACAACAACCUGGUAACACAGAAUCCUUCCUCCUCUGCAGCCUGGGCAGUAGCACAGAAACAUGUUUUCAGCAACUGACCUGCAUGGAAUCAAUAAUAGAAAGAAAUGAAUAAUUCAACUCUGAUGUCACCAUUAUAGAGAUAUUACUAAUGCAAUAAACACAAAAAAGAAUCCGGUUUUAUUAAGGGAGCAUCCUGACGGCUCACUUCCUGUGGAGUGGGCUUAAUGUGGGUGAUGCUUGUAUAAAUAAACAGCUUACGCUUUUUGACGUUGCACAUCCUGCAUUGUGACUAUUGCUCAUACGAACAUUGCGUUGUCAUGCUGCAACAGCUCUGUUUGUGUGCGUCUGUGUCCAUAGUAACGACAUCGGUGUCGGGGUUGCAUCACAG